CUCCUUUCAGCACCCUGGACAGAGGCAGCGCUCUGACCGCCCGCUUACUUUUUCACUUGAAGUAAAGUCGCGAGGCUGCCGGGGCUCACAGUCACAGGUCAGCUGACGCCGCUGAUGGUCAGACACUUUUUUUUCCCUUCUCCCCCCCACCGCCAACCACUGCCACCACCCUCCACCUCGCCUCGAGCUUUAUCAAUGCGGAAUCAAAGAGCAACUUGAUGAAUAUUCAAAGUCUCCGUACUCGUGCGGUUGACGGAAAGGAGGACAGGACAGGUCGACAAAGGUGCUAUUUUUUCUUCUUCUUCUUUUUUGACGUUUUCCAGAAACCGAGCUGCCAUCGAACACAGCUCAACUCACUCCUGAGAGGAUAAGUCACCGGGAAAGCGCGGGUUUGAAUCCAAACUCAUCGGCUUUCUUAGUGUUUUUUUUAAAUAUAUUAUCCCUAGUAUUAAAUCACAGGCGUGCGUCUUUUCGGUGCUGUUUUCCCUCCUGUUGGAACAUCGGAACAAAUCCAAAAUGCUGCUUGAGCACCCGGGGUCAAGUUGUCAAAACACCGGAAAUUUCCCUCGGUACAGUUCAGGCCAAGAAAUCCCAGUCUGUGCAGGCUGCAGUCAACACAUCGUCGACCGCUUUAUCCUCAAAGUACUGGAUCGCCACUGGCACAGCAAGUGCCUGAAAUGCAGCGACUGCCAGGCGCAGCUGGCGGACAAGUGCUUCAGCAGGGGCGACAGCGUUUACUGCAAAGAAGAUUUCUUCAAGAGAUUCGGGACCAAAUGCGCAGCCUGUCAGCAGGGGAUACCGCCCACACAGGUGGUGAGGAGAGCGCAGGACUUCGUCUACCACCUGCACUGUUUUGCCUGCAUCGUGUGCAAGAGGCAAUUGGCCACAGGUGACGAGUACUACCUGAUGGAGGACAGCAGGCUGGUGUGUAAGGCCGACUAUGAGACCGCCAAACAGAGAGAAGCAGACUCAACUGCAAAAAGGCCACGAACAACCAUCACUGCUAAACAGCUGGAAACGCUGAAGAACGCUUACAACAACUCUCCCAAACCUGCCCGCCACGUUCGAGAGCAGCUAUCAUCAGAGACGGGCCUGGACAUGCGGGUUGUGCAGGUUUGGUUUCAGAACAGACGAGCUAAAGAGAAAAGGCUCAAGAAAGACGCUGGUCGGCAGAGGUGGGGCCAGUACUUCCGCAACAUGAAGCGGUCACGGGGAAGCUCCAAAUCCGACAAGGACAGCAUCCAGGAGGAGGGCAUGGACAGUGAUGCGGAGGUGUCCUUCACAGAUGAACCACCCAUGUCAGAGCUCGGCCAUACCAAUGGCAUCUACAGCAGCCUCAGUGAGUCCUCUCCAGCCAUGGGGGGCCGCCAAGGAGGCAACAACCAUAGCUCCUUCCCCUUGGAGCACAGUGUCCUGCCCUCUCAAGACCAGUUCCAUGACAUCCGCUCCAACAGCCCGUACGGUCUCCCUCAGUCACCAGGGUCACUUCAGGCACUGCCCAGACAUCAGCCUCUCAUCUCCAGCCUGGUCUACCCUGACUCUGGCCUUUCCAUCAUGACCCAGGGCAGCGGGCCUGGGAUCAACCCUGCAGUGAGGGUCUCCAUGGCACCAGCCAACGGCCCAAGCUCAGACCUCUCCACAGGAAGCAGCGGAGGAUACCCAGACUUUCCAGCCAGUCCUGCCUCUUGGCUAGAUGAAGUGGACCAUGGGCAGUUUUGAUUGGUCAUCAACAAGAAAUUGGAUGUUUUUUCUUUCUUUCUUUUUUUUUUUUUGUUUUUUUUUUGUUUUUCUGUGUCUUCUGUUGGAUUGUAGGAACUGGACAGUGAUUGUGUAAAGGACUAGACUUCUGUCCUUGGUUUGGAUCUCACCAAUAUCUGAUUGGUUGCAGGUCCAUUCAAUAUCCAUGAUCUGGAUAAAAGGAAGGAGAAAAAUGCCCUUCCUUAAAAGCACUUGGCCUAAUAGUCCUUCACUAGCAAAACUGUAUGUAAAGCAAGGAAUCUGUCAAAAUGUUUCAGUUGUCACUAUAAAUUUUUUCAGAAAAAUGUACAGAUGACGGACAGAGACUCAAAGUUUAGAUCAUUUGGAUUUCCACAGACUCACUCUCUUAUUCUCAUCCCACUGCUAUCUGUUUUCUACGAUGUGUUCAGGUGCAGAAUUCAGCUCAAUGUUCAGAGUCUUUAAGUGUCUGGUUGUUGCCAAAUGUCUAUAUAAAUAUAUAUAUAUAUACAGUAUAUAUAUAAUGGUUUAUCAUUGUGGAGACUUUAUUUUUAUACAAACCCCUUCUUGGACAUGAAUAAGAACCUAGAUAUGAGGACUUUGUACAUUCUUAAACAGGGAUAUAGGCAAAAAUGUAGAUGUUGUCUUAAAUGGUACCUAGGGGUCCAAUUACUUCUAUGCAUUUGUGUGUUCUCAGAUGUAUCUCGUUCAUUUUGUUCUACUCAAAACAACCCCUGAGGAAGAACUGCUAUUGCACCCGGGGUCUGAUGUAUAUGUUUGUUUAUGUGGAAAAUGUUUUAUGUCUUAUUUAUUCCUUCUGGUAAUGAUAUUGAUGAUGAUGACUCCUGAUUAAAUGACAGGACUUUAAUAAAUUUGUCACCUAAAUCAAGAUGGAGUUCUA
Molecule: messenger RNA, 2617 nt
Organism: Lates calcarifer (barramundi perch)
Lineage: Eukaryota; Metazoa; Chordata; Actinopteri; Centropomidae
Gene: lhx3
Product: LIM homeobox 3
Biological process (GO): neuron differentiation; regulation of transcription by RNA polymerase II
Cellular component (GO): nucleus
Molecular function (GO): DNA-binding transcription factor activity, RNA polymerase II-specific; RNA polymerase II transcription regulatory region sequence-specific DNA binding
Source: RefSeq, a predicted model, not a curated record